GCAGCCGUGUCUGAGGAGCUGUAGGGUUGGACUUUUAUCCUCCUGACAGCCAGCAAGCAAACAUCUGAGUUUUUCGUUGUCGGGCACCCUCUCCAUCCUAGAAGCCUGAGCUAUGAAGACUAUUCUUGCUGCGUACUCUGGCGUCCUCAAAGGCACUGGCUCCAGCAUCCUCUCUGCCCUGCAGGACCUGUCUGUGGCUUUUUGGCCCUGCAGAUCCAAGAUGGAAAAACAUCUGCAGGUCAUCUCUGUGCUGCAGUGGGUCCUCAGCUUUUUAGCUUUGGGUGCUGCCUGCACUGUGCUGCUGAUCUACAUGUUCUGCACUGACUGCUGGCUUAUUGCUGCCAUUUACACCGCCUGGCUCAUCGUCGACUGGAACACCCCGAAACAAGGUGGCAGGAGGUCCUCUUGGGUGAGAAACUGGACAGUGUGGACAUAUUUCCGAGACUACUUCCCAGUCAGGCUAAUUAAAACCCACAACCUGCUGCCCAGCCGGAACUACAUCUUUGGCUACCAUCCUCACGGCAUCUUCUGCUUCGGUGCUUUCUGCAACUUUGGGACCGAGGCUACAGGCUUCUCCAAGAAAUUCCCGGGCAUCCAGCCCUCCCUGGCAACCCUGGCAGGAAACUUCCGCAUGCCCGUCCUUCGCGACUACCUGAUGUCUGGAGGUAUAUGUCCAGUGAACAAGAACUCUAUCGACUACCUGCUGUCACGUAACGGGACAGGAAAUGCUGUGGUCAUCGUUGUUGGAGGAGCAGCGGAGUCUCUGCAGUGUGCACCAGGCAAGAAUUCUGUCACCCUGAAGAACCGUAAAGGCUUUGUGAGGCUGGCCCUACAGAAAGGGUCGGACCUGGUUCCAGUGUAUUCCUUUGGAGAGAACGAUGUCUACAAGCAGGUGAUCUUUGAGGAGGGGACCUACUGGAGAUAUCUCCAAAGAAAGUUACAGAAGAUCUUGGGCUUUGCCCCGUGCCUCUUCCAUGGAUGUGGACUAUUCUUUGGGGACUCCUGGGGCAUUGUGCCUUAUGGCAAGCCGAUCACCACCAUAGUUGGGGAGCCAAUCACAGUGCCAAAAAUUGAGGAUCCAACUGAUGAGAUGGUAGAACUGUACCAUGCAAUGUACAUCAAGUCCCUCCAGGGCCUUUUUGACAAGUACAAGACCCGCUUUGGCCUGAAAGAGAGUGACAUCCUGUACAUCCAGUGAAAGGACGAGUGGGCCCUGUUGAAGCUCUGAACUGUACCAGCAUCUUUGGACCCCUCCACCCACCCCGUCACGGUCCAAUCUUAGUGCCUGGUUUGGAUUAUCUCAAGACUGCAAACUCUACACAGGAGCACGUCUGCUAACGAAACCUUUGUUCUCUGCAUGGUUUCACGUUUAAAGAAUCGUCAGCUCUUCUUGCUGCUGUAAUCAGGUGAAACCAUCACGGUCGGACACAGUUAUACCAAAUCCCACAUCAAAAAGUGUGCCAUUGUUGUUUCUAUUUCCAUUUUGAAAUAAAGGCAUCGAGUGUGGGCUUUCUAAUCAGUGCAGAGUGGGGUGAGUUCCACUAGAUGGAGCUGGAAGGUAACACGCAGGACUUGAGAGAAGUGCCUAUGCUUUUGCUGUCUUUUACUCAUGCUGCCAUAUAAUUCUCCCAAAGCUCUUUAAGAUCCUUUCAUAUGCUAAACGCACAACCAAUGCAAAUGUAAGAUACCACUUCAUUAUUGGGAUAAUAAGCCCAAAGUUUAAUUGAGCCAAAGACCUCUGUUGUCCCCACACAUGCAUGUAUUUCUAAUGUAUGAAAGCCACAAGUGAAGGAAUUCUUCAGGGUGGAUUUAUAUUGUGAAUGCACAGUACAUGUGUGAUUGUAUAAUGCCAUUAAGUAUUAAUUGUAUUCUGUUGAGAGGAAGAACUUAAGUGUUUGUCCCUCAAUGGAUAUUUCUGAUGCACUUUUUAUAUUGCUGAUUACCUUCUGAGGUUUUUGUGCCUAUGAUAUGAGAAUUUUCCAAGACAGUCAGUGUGCUGCUUGACUUGAUUUCCCUUUUUUGUCCUACUACUGUCCAGGUCUGGAUGGGUGUGUUUUGUGAAUGCAAACAAAAAACUACAGUGAUGUCUUGUAUCAUCAAGUGAAGGUUUUGUGGGUGAAAACAAAGUGGAUCUCUUUGUAACCGUACCAUGGGUGAUUGAAAUGAAAGGGAUUAUACCAGUUUUAAUACUGGUAUUAUGUCAUGUUCGAGGGUGCCACUAGUACUUUUGUAAAAUAAGAGUAUGUAAGUAAAGAAUAAAUCCUGGGAAUUAGCAAGCUUGUUUCAUGUUGAUGGACAUGAAGAUGGGCAGUAAAUGAUGAGAUUGUAAUUUGAAGAGUAGUUUGCUCUGGUUUCACCAUUGUGCCUUCUUGUAAAGAACAGUUUAAUCCAUAUGCAAGAAAUAAACAGAGAGACCUGUCUAUAUGAUGAAUGGCAUCAUCUGUCUGCUGAUAUUUAAAUUAAACUUUUGUAUG
Cottoperca gobio is the source of this 2474-nucleotide messenger RNA. RefSeq names its product diacylglycerol O-acyltransferase 2 (gene dgat2). Gene Ontology annotation, cellular component: endoplasmic reticulum membrane. Lineage: Eukaryota; Metazoa; Chordata; Actinopteri; Perciformes; Bovichtidae. Gene Ontology annotation, biological process: triglyceride biosynthetic process. The record is from RefSeq and is a predicted model, not a curated record. The coding region runs from base 113 to 1198 and encodes 361 amino acids. The transcript has 8 exons. Gene Ontology annotation, molecular function: diacylglycerol O-acyltransferase activity.